Trichoplax adhaerens is the source of this 1629-nucleotide messenger RNA. RefSeq lists its product as uncharacterized. Gene Ontology annotation, biological process: translational initiation. Gene Ontology annotation, molecular function: translation initiation factor activity; RNA 7-methylguanosine cap binding. Gene Ontology annotation, cellular component: eukaryotic translation initiation factor 4F complex. The coding region runs from base 1 to 1629 and encodes 542 amino acids. The transcript has 10 exons. Lineage: Eukaryota; Metazoa; Placozoa; Uniplacotomia; Trichoplacea; Trichoplacidae. The record is from RefSeq and is a predicted model, not a curated record.
AUGUUGUCGUCAACGGAAGGCGAUCAAAGAAUGCCAUUUUAUUACCAGUCACCUCAUCAACAUCUUCAACCGCCUGCAAUGCGUCAUCCCGGUUAUACUGAAAUAAUACGGUUCCAAUCUUACGAUGAUCAUGGUAUUCGCGCCGGCCGACAUACAACAAAUCAUGGUAAUUUGCAAAUUCGUCAAGAUCAUGGUUAUCCGAAUUAUCCAUCAGAGCAAGCACAAUAUUUUAAUAAUGCUCCACGUUUUAUAAGAAAGCAAAGUGCAGAUAAGAGAAGUAAUCAAAAAUACAAGGAUCAAUAUCUCAAAGUGAAUCGCAUGCAAUCGAGCACAGGAAAAGAUGGUAUUCAAUCAAAUCACCAACUGAAAAAAAAUACAAACGAACAACAAAGGACCACAUCGCCAGAUAGUGGAAUUGUUGAGAGAUGCAGUCCAACAUAUGAUCAAACCAGCUCCAAAUCAGAGCAAUGUGAUAGUAGUACUAACGCAGAACGCCUAUUUAUUAAUGAUGCGACUUCACAAGCUGUAACGAUGAAGGCAGUCUCUUUGGGGGAUCGUGAUAAAAUUGUCAGCCAUACUGAUGUGGAAUGCAUAAAUUCUGAUCAGUUUUACGAUGGUAAUCAUAAAGAUAAUGAUAAAGUACCUGUUGAAACUAUACAUAAAAGUUCAAAUAUCAACUAUAAAAUGCACGUAACCCCAUCGAAUGCAGACGAUUUACUGGAUGCCGUUUCUGUUCAACUGAAAGAUGCAGAACACACAUUUAAUGAUAAAAAUGUAGCACCUCAGAUAAUGUGUGGGUGUGAAUCAUUGGAGGACGUUAAAAAUCACGCCGCAUCUAGGGUAUAUCUUGCUGAUGCUGACAAGAUAGUUACUAAUAAAGAUCAAAAUAUAGAACACGUUGGUGUCAGUACAGAGCGUGAUUGUGACAAAUCUGAAAAGGAAAAUAUGAACUUAGAUAACAACAAACAGGACCUAAACGAAUGCAUCCAAGACUCAGUUAAGAAAAUUAAGAAGAAUAUUAACAAGAAAAUUCGAAAUCCAGAAACACAUCAGCUUUAUUGUAACUGGUGCUUCUGGUACGAUUGCCCCUCAAGAGGCAAUGUUAAGCCUGUCAAACAAGAUUCCACAUCUUAUCAAGAUUCGUUAAACAUUAUAAAUGUUAUUACUACGAAAGGUAUAAAGCCAAUGUGGGAAGAUAAAGCUAAUCAGGAUGGAGGAAAAUGGGUAAUGACUAUUGGACAAUCACAUCCGGACCUAGUAAACAAUCUAUGGAAUGAAUUGUUAAUGGCCCUUGUUGGUGGACACUUUGAAUACAAUGAUGAAAUUUGUGGUGCGGUACUUUCUCGACGAAGAGAAGAUAAGAUUGCUUUAUGGACUAAACGAAGCGGUGCCGAUACAAUUAAUCUUUUGAUAGGGAAGCAGUUCGUUAAAACUUUAGCUUACGCAACGGGACUUGAGAAGAUGAUGGAAUCGUUUUUGUGCGAGUUGUCAGGUGGAUUUUUACGUGAUAUUAGAAUAGAUUAUCUAAUUCACAAAGACUCAGUAAAAACUGGAACCUCCUAUAUGAAUCGACAGCAUGCCACUAAACUUAGUAUUAUCGAGGGCAUGAGCAAAGAUUUGCGAAAUUAA